GAUUCAGAUUAAGGACAGAAUAUCAAACAAUGAUGCAGAUCUUGAUCCGCCGAUACGAGCCUUCUGACAAAGAAGCUGUUUUAACGAUUUACAGAGAUGCAAUUGAGGAGCACAUCAAUCCUACAUUCAUGUUUGCCAUGACCCAGCCUCUGUACAUCACUAUAAGUCUGUUCAUUUACAUUGGUUCUUAUGUGAUGAGCGGACAGUCUGUUAUUCUGGCCCUCAUAUCAGGAGGUGCUUGGGUUGGCCUGAUUUACUUCUGUUGCUAUGAGUUCUACUCUGGAUAUGUCCGAGAGAGACUACAAACGGACAUGAAAGACAUCUCGGGUCACUUUCUCAGCCAUCCAGACAACUGCUUCUGGGUUGCUGAAGCCGAGAUGGACGGCAGACCUCAGAUUUUGGGUAUGGUGGCUGUGGAAAGCAAAAAUGACAGCGACGGAAAGAAGUAUGGAGAGCUUUUACGAAUGAAUGUGUCGUCCAGCUGUCGCCGCAUUGGUCUCGCUAAACGGUUGGCUAAAACUGUGGAAGACUUCUGCAGGGAACGUGGCUUCUGGAAGAUCAUACUGUCCACCUCUUCUACUCAAAGAGCAGCUGAGGCACUGUACUACAAGAUGGGCUUUAAACUUACCCUGGUUAAUACUCAAUCUGAGUGCCCACAGUGGAUGGUCUGGAUGACACGAGCAAAGAUUCUGUACAUGGAGAAGGUCAUGUGAUCAUUGACUGGCUGCAGGUUAAAACACACCUGAACUUUGUGUCUUGGUGGCUUACUGUCAAACCUCAUCAGCCAAAUGAAUUCCUGUUACUCUUUUUACAUGAUCUGACCACAAAAAAUAAUUUUAAUAGAUUUAGCGGCAGUUUCCCAGACAGGGAUUACUUAAAACAGAACUGGGCUUCGGUUAAAUUAGAACAUUUAAAGACGGCAUGAAACAUGAGUAGCAAUUGAAUUUUUUCCGCAUCGUAAUGGGAAAUUGUUUACAGUUUUUUAUUGAUUGAAGUUUCUCAAAAUCUUCUUUUUCUUUACAUAAGAAAUGUCCUUAAACAAGAUCAAGAUUCUGUCCAGUAUGUCAAAGCGAUAAUGCCAGUCUUUAAAGAACUCUUCUGCUGUACUUCCAUGUAGACAGAAGGGGGAGACAUUGAUUUAAGGAUGUUAUUAUAACAAUCACUGGUACAUAGAAACCGAAACAAAUCAGACAUAAAUCGGGACACACGGCAGUGUAUGAUUUCUGAAUUUUGCAUCUCACCUUCAUGCAAUAUGCAGUGUCCUUCAUGUCUGUUCAUGUCUGUUUUGUAUGAUAAAGUUCAAACGUGUAAUGUCGAUACAUGUAAAUCUUUAACAGUUUCCAUUUUAUAGUUAUGCUAUGUAAAACAUUUUAUUGGCUAAAAAUGUUAUUUUGUGGAAAAUAAUAACGAAUUGCUGAAAAUAGUUUUUUUAAGAAUGUCUUCAGCUUGAGAUUUUUACAGGAGUCACAUCACCUCAAGUGUCCUAUAGAGGUGUGGUUUAUUACAUUAACUCUUGGAAAAAAUAUUCGUUUUAAUUUGGGUCAUCUAACUUAAAGCCUAAACUUUGUUUUGUGAUUUUUUUUCUUUCUAUAAAUGCCAUUGGGUUUCGUUUUAGUAUCUAAUGCAAUGACAAGCAGACA
Messenger RNA from Triplophysa dalaica, 1640 nucleotides. It is a transcript of the gene nat8l2, whose product is annotated as N-acetyltransferase 8-like 2. The record is from RefSeq and is a predicted model, not a curated record. The transcript has 2 exons. The coding region runs from base 30 to 713 and encodes 227 amino acids. Gene Ontology annotation, molecular function: N-acetyltransferase activity. Lineage: Eukaryota; Metazoa; Chordata; Actinopteri; Cypriniformes; Nemacheilidae.